This is a messenger RNA of Linum trigynum, 2154 nucleotides long. NCBI's taxonomy places the organism in Eukaryota, Viridiplantae, Streptophyta, Magnoliopsida, Malpighiales, Linaceae. The record is from the annotation of a GenBank genome assembly.
GUCAAUCUUUUCUCAGACCGUGGCAGCGAGUAUGACAAACUCAACUCUUUAUUUUCUAACCAUGGCAUCGCUCAUCUCACUACCCCACCCAACACACCAGCACAUAAUGGCCUCUCUAAACGUCGUCAUCGCGACCUUGUCGAAACAUGUCUCUCUCUCCUGCAUCAAGCUUCCCUUCCCGCCUCCUAUUGGUCUUACACUUUUCAUACUGUCGACUAUUUCAUUAAUAAGCUUACCACUCCUAUUCUUUCAAAUACUUCCCCCCAUUCUAAAAUUUAUCUCACUCCGCCCAAUUACCACAAACUCCGGGUGUUUAAUUGUCUCUGUUUUCCGUAUCUUCUCCCAUACUCGUCCCACAAACUCAACUCUUGUUCCCUUCCAUGUGUCUUUCUUGGCUCCUAUCUUUCAUGUUUCCACAUACCCAUCCACAUCCAGCCCACCUAUCGGCCCACUACCCUCAAACCCACCUCCCCUCCUAGAUCCAAUUCCCCAUACUUCCUCCAUGGAAUCCUCUUCACAACCCGCUUCCAACUCCUCUUUGCCCAUCCAUUCUUCUCCUCCACCCUGCCAUCGUACCCCCCCCCCCCCCCCCCCCCACCAUCUGACUCUCAAACUAUCACCAUACCUCCUCCUUCGAGGAAAAUUAUUACCCGCUCCCAAAACAAUAUUUAUCGUCCCAAACGUCUAUUUACCGCCACUCGCCACCCGCCCGAUGUUCCUGUUGAACCAACCAGUGUGAAACAGGCUCUCCUUGUUCCACGGUGGCGUCAGGCCAUGCUAGAAGAGCUUCAAUAUCUCUACGCAAAUCACACAUGGACUUUAACUGAGAAGCCAUUGAGUGCUCAUGUUGUUGGUUACAUGAGGGUGUUUCGCAUCAAGCGCAAUGCCGAUGGUUCCGUUGCUCGCUAUAAAGCUCACCUGGUAGCUAAGGUUUUCUAUCAACGUCCUGGUCUCGACUAUCACGACACCUAUAGUCUUGUUGUGAAACCCGCCACAAUUAGUGUGGUCCUCGCGAUUGCCAUUGCCCAAGGGUGGCCCAUCCGUUAGCUUGACAUCAAUAAUGCCUUCCUCAACGGCAUUCUCGAGGACGAGGUUUACAUGGCCCAACCUUUGGGCUAUGUUGAUUCUGCUAUCUUCUUUUGUUUGCAGGUUACAACGCUCUCUUUACGGCCUAAAGAAGGCUCGCCGGGUUUGGUAUCAUGCCCUCCAUCACUUCCUUCUCCAAAUCGGUUUCAAACAAGCUGGCUCUGAUGUCUCUUUGUUAUCGUUCCCCCACCAGUCCGAUGUCAUUUACCUCCUCGUCUACGUUGAUGACAUUAUCAUCACCGACUCUUGUGCGUCUCAUGUGCCUCUGUGUAUUUCCCAGCUCGCUGCAGGUUUUUCUCUCAAGGACUUGGGAGAUCUUCACUAUUUUUUUGGGUCUCGAAUUUGUUCGCGGGAUGUCUGGUUCUUUCCUCACUCAACGCAAAUACACAGUUGAUCUUCUCGACCGUGCUACUAUGCUUGAAGCCAAAUCCAUCUCGAAUCCACUAUCCUCACCACCACUCUCCAGCUCAAUGAUGGAUCCCCUGCCACUGGUGGUAGAUUCUAUCGUAGCAUCUUGGGCGCCCUAUAGUACUUAUCAUUCACUCGGUCGAAUUUAAGCUUUGCGGUCAAUCGGCUAUCACAUGACAUGCAUCGUCCAUCUGCUCUUCACUAGAAUUCCAUGAAGCGUGUCCAUCGUUACCCCGAAGGCACCAUCGACCAUGGCAUUGUUCUACCCGCCUCCUACACUCUUCGUCUGCAUGCCUACUCGGAUACUGACUGGGCUGGCAACCCUGAUGAUCGUUCAUCCGCUACCGCCUACAUUGUCUACUUAGUCUCCACACCGGUCAGCUGGGCUUCCAAGAAACAGAAACCAUUGCUCGGAGUUCCACAAAAGCAUAAUACAAGGCUGUUGCUGCCACUAGGGCUGGAAGUUUGGUACCGGUAUUUGGGAUAUACCGAAUACCGUACCGAAUUUGUCUAUAUUUGGUAUUACCGAAUACACGUAUUAUUUUGUGGGAUUGGGAUUGGGAUUGAAUUUGAAUUGUCAUUCGGCAUUAGGGAUUAUGAGAUUGGGAUCGUUAUAUACCGAAAUACCGAUCAAUACCGAAAUAUAAGCUAGUGUAUAUU